Molecule: messenger RNA, 393 nt
Organism: Coprinopsis cinerea okayama7#130
Lineage: Eukaryota; Fungi; Basidiomycota; Agaricomycetes; Agaricales; Psathyrellaceae
Exons: 2
Coding region: 1-393 (130 amino acids)
Source: RefSeq, a predicted model, not a curated record
AUGAUCACUUCAGCUUCCAACAUUGCUGUUCAACUCUUCGAGCACCAAUGGGACACGAAGAAACCACUCGCAGCCCUCGAUGUCAACAAGUUCGCCUUGAUACCGCAUUUCCGUUUCUUAAUCUCCCUUCUUUCAACCCCUCGGACGAUGCCAAAUGGCGAUCUUCAAGUCCUCCCCGCUGAUUUCGACAUCUUUCAGAAGAUUAAAGCGAGCAAGGAUGUGAUUUCGACUGUUGUAAAGAAGAUUGCCGCGAAGAACAGCGACGACGACGAAGAAAGCGACGUAGAAUCUCGGAUUUUGGUAGAAGCUUUCUGGCAAACCCGGAUACAGAACGGCGGUUUUCGCCCGACCAGCGUCCCGGUACAGAUUUUGUUUCCAGCAGAGACCUCAUAG